CAAGAAAAGUGCUUGAAUUUGGUGUAAAAAUAACCCAGAGAUAACUCGAAAUCAACUUAAAAAUAAACCAAUCACCUAUCUCGGCCAUGUCCAAGAAGAGUUUGCUAGAGGUAAUGUAACAUCAUUUAAACGGAACUCAGAACACAAAAGAAACAAAUCGUAGAAAGACUUGAUUAAAGUAGACAAAGCCCCAAGAUGCAGCCGCCGCCGCGUAAGGGAAACUAUGUGAAGUUCCUCAAGAACUUGCACACGGAGCAGGUGGCCAAGCUGCAGUUGAAGAAUCAACAUGAGUGCGACCUGUUGGAGGACAUCCGUCAGUUCACCAUCAAGCGUUCGGCCAUCGAGAAGUCGUACAGUGAAGCCUUGCUAAAGAUCUCAUCCCAGUAUCUCAACAAGAAGAUACCCAAUAUACCGGAUAUUAAAAUGGAUGGAAUAGAGGAACGCUGGAAUAUGUGGAGCGUUUGGCGAACUGUUCUCGAGGAGAAUGAGAAGCUGGCCAGAGCCCGUUUGGCCGCCAUCGAGGUGUUCCAACAGCAGAUUGCCGAUGAGGCCAAGGUCCUUCGGGACUAUAAGUUGGCCAUAGCAAAGCGUUCUCUUUCCGGAAUUGUCAAUGUCCAGAAGGAACUCCAUUUAAGUGUUGGUGAUGUGGACAAAACCAAGAAAUCGUACUUUGAUGAAGAGCACUGUGCCCAUGAUGUUCGGGAUAAGGCUCGGGAUAUUGAGGAGAAGCUAAAGAAGAAGAAAGGAUCCUUCUUCCAGUCCAUCACCUCGCUGCAGAAGAACAGCGCUAGGGUAACAUCCCGCAAGGAGUUGCUUGAGGAGAAGUCCUCUGGAGCCAGGAACGACUACGUACUUAGUCUGGCAGCUGCAAAUGCUCAUCAGAAUCGUUAUUUUACGGUCGAUCUGCAGACCACAAUGACAACGAUGGAGAACUAUGUUUUUGAAAGGGUCGCCGAGUACCUGAUGCUAAUGGGACGCACAGAGUUGCUGACCUGCUCGGCCACCCAGAACAGCUUUGGCAAGAUCCGUGACCAGGCCCAACAGCUCACCCGGGAGUACAAUCUGCAGUGUUGCUACCUUUUCUAUCCGGUGCUGAAGCAGCACAUCCAGUACGACUUCGAGGCAUGCGACAAUGAUCCGGUGCGCAAGGUGACCGCGGAGCAUGAAUCCGCUGCCGAGACAUUGACCAAGGAGGCCAAGAAUCUGGCCGGCAGAGUGGUCAAAGAGAAUGCCUCGAUCCGGGAGAAUGCCAAGAAGUUGGCCCUGUGCCAGUCACUGCGGGAUUCGGGUCAACGCAGCGAUCCCAAUGAUCCAAAUGGACCAGAUUUGGACACGAAGAUCGAAGAGUUCCGGGAUCAGAUCCGGCGUUCGGAGACGGAGAAGGCCAAGGCGGAGGCUUGCCUGCAGUGCCUGCGGGAUGGUGGCAUCAACGUGGACGAGUGGGUGCAGGAGGCCGAGAUUAUGGGUGUGCAGGAGCUGACCCGUUCGGCCAGUUCCAUUUCAAUGCGCACAGAUGCCUCCGGGCAGGGUGAGAAUCCCAGUUCGGAUUCCUUCUAUGACAGUGACAAGGAGGAGACUCAGGCCCAGGCCUCGGCCCAGGCAAAGCCCAAGGCGGAGCAGCAACUGUCCAGGGAUCGCACCUUUAGUGACAGCGACGAUGAACCCGAUGAACGUCCAUCGGCAUCGGCGGCAGCAGCUUCUUCCAGUUCAGCUGCCGCAGCAGCGGCUGCCUCAUCAGCGGCAAUGGCCACCGGAGGUGGAGGCUGGGACGACCCCACCGAGGUUAACUGGGGAGCCGAAGAGGAGGAGGACAAGGACGAACCCAUUGUACCCGAGCCAAAGGAGGCCAUCUUUAAGUGUACUGCACUCUACAGCUAUACGGCCCAAAAUCCCGAUGAGCUUACCAUUGUUGAAAACGAACAGCUCGAGGUGGUCGGCGAGGGCGAUGGCGACGGCUGGCUGAGGGCUCGGAACUACCGCGGCGAGGAGGGUUACGUGCCGCACAACUAUCUGGACAUCGAUCAGGAGACAGCGGGCAGCGCCUUUAAUGGUACUUCCGGCAAUCAAUUGCGCUCUCAAAUCUCAUUCUCAUCUGUCGAUUAUACUGUUGACAAUGAAGAUCAAACGGUGGACUCGAUGCAAUCACCCGACCAGGUAUCGGUCAUCAUGGCGCCCCAGAAGCGUGUCAAAUCGGAUGUGGAAUGGUGCAUUGCGCUCUACGACUACGAUGCCACUGCCGAGGAUGAGCUGACCUUCGAGGAGGGUGACAAGAUCAAGAUCGUCACCAAGACCGCCCACGGGGUCGACGAUGGCUGGUGGGAGGGUGAGCUGGAUGGCAAAUUUGGCAAUUUCCCCUCACUGGUGGUCGAGGAGUGCGAUGAGAUGGGUGAACCACUUAGCGAGGGUGGGGAUGAGUCACCACCGCCCACAGCGGCACCCAGUUUUGCACUGCCACCGGCACCGGCACUGCCGCCAGAGUAUGCCCAUGAGCUGGAGUUGGAGCUAACGGAGGAUAUGUUUGGCUCACAGGAUACGGCAGAUGAGGAUAGCGGCUAUAUACCAAACGGCGCUGCAGCACCGAGCAUGCCUCCGCCAGGCCAGAACCAAAGCCAAACCACUGCCAAGAAGGUACUCAUCCAAGAGCCUGGCAUGGAGGACGAUCUCAGUGACGAUGGGCAGCCGCCACCAUCGUUGCCGCCGCCCCAAUUGCCAAAAGCGGGAGGAUCCGGUUCCGGACCCGCACCAGGAUCGGGAACGGGUGAGAAGGGCUCUAAAGGGGCGGCGGCCAGCGCCAACACGCUGAACUUAGGUAUGGCACAAAUAAUUGUUACCGCUGCAACCCCCAUGGUUGAAGACGGUGCCGAUAAAUCUUUCCCACCAGUAGGAGAGAGCGAUGCUGCUCAGCCGGAUCAGCCGUCCAACAGCAAGGAGGAGUCGCAGUCGCAGUCGCAGUCGGAGGCGGCCAAGAAGCCAGAUAUUGCACCCAAGCCACAGGCCAAGGCACCAGCUGCUCCUGCUGCUGCUCCAGCCAAAGAAGGUAAUCCGGCUGUGGGUAGGCCCGUGGUGAGCAUAACACUGACCGAGUAUCCAUCCUGUGAUGCAGAGGACCAACAGUCCUACUCGGAGGGCACGGACUCAGCCUCGGCUGCCGAUGUACCAGCGUUGCAGGAGGUCGAGGAUCCGUUCAACGAGAAGGCCAAAGGCGAUACCGGCGGCGGUGAUGGAUUUGAGGCCAAUUUUGAGGCCAAUUUUGAUGCCAACUUUGAUGAUGCCUUUGCUGGCAGCGGAUCAGGAUCAGGAUCGGGCGGCGGCGGUGGGGGUGGUAGAUCAGGCGGCGAGCAAUCGAGCGAUUUGGACGUGAAUGGAGAGGCGGCAGGUGAAUCGAGAUCCGGUGACAACGAUGAGGAUAUUGAGGCACCCAAACAGGUGGUCGGUGGGCGAGCUAGCAUACCCGAGGAAUUGGACUCAAAUCAAUUGGCACACGACCAUGAGCAUGAUAUAUACUCGUACUAUAUAGACUAUAGCCACGGACAGUUGUAGAGCGGAUCAGCGGAACACCACAGCCACCACAACCAAAAUCACAAUCCUCCAACAACAACAACACCUUGAAUGAAUAUUGAUCUCAAAACAUAAACACAAACACAAAACACACCUCUCCAAGCCAUCCUACACUUUAUACCCAAAAUUCACAAAGAUCAGUUGAACCUCUUCAGCUUGAAAUCUCUAUAUAGAAAAGGGGUUUAUAGAGCAGAGGAGCCCAAAAAUCUCUCAAAGCCUUGAGUUGGGGUGUUCGACUGUGUAGCAGAUAUAGCCAGACUCAGACGGACUAGAAUCGGGCAGCGAUCAUAAAUAUUGAUACAUUUUCACAACUAGAUUUUUUUCCCAUUAGUAAAACGAAUAUUUUACUCUCGCUGCCCGUAGCCACAUACAACGACACAAUAGCAGGAUAAACCAAUAGAGUAUGUAACUUAUAUAUAUAUAUUAUAAUCAGGUCGAAAUCCAAUCCUCUACCAAAAAAAUCACGUACGGCGCUCAAAUUGUGUACAUCCAUUUGAAUACUUCUUCUGACUGCCUCUGGGGCUAUAGUUAGAUAUCAACUGGGCCUUCAUAAACAAAACCACCAUACGAUAUAUAUAUAAACUAUAUAAAUAUAUACAUAAUUAUGUUAGUUUGUAAUGUGUUAUACCCUCAGAUACACUGGAUGAUAUAUAUAUAUAUUAUAAUUGAAAUAUUGUAAACGUUUUGAAAGGCAAUUACUUGUAGCACUCAGACACGGGUCUUCGAAUAUCAGCAGCAUCCGCAAAACUAAUCGAGCAAUAAUAAAUAUGUAUAUAUCUAAGAAAACUAGAGAGAGAGAGUCCUUAAGUUCGCUUGAUCUAACCAGUUGCAUAUUAUUAGCCAGCCAAUCAAUGAAGUAUCAAGUCAAUUCAGUUGGUUUUGAUUUGGAUUUGAAUUUGCCCCAUAAUUAGUCCUAGGAUCUCUGCACAUUAUAUAGUAAAUAUUAAUCGAAGAAUCGUAAAGGAAUAUGUAUUUGAAAGAACGAUGUCAUGUAUUGUUGUAAUUGUGUAUGCAAAAAAACACUAGCCUAAUUAGUUAAAUGUUUUCCGUGUCUAGUUAAAAAAUGGUCUAAGUUAAUGUUGGAUGCCAGAAAGAAGAUAUUUAAAAAUUAGUGAAAAAGGCCUACUCAACACGAGACUUUUGUUUGCGAUACUCGAAUAAUAUAUUAAAGUUCAUAGCUCACCACAAUCGGAUGAUAACUCUUCAUAUUCACAUAACCGAUAUAUAAUUAAAUAUAGUAAUGAAAACUGAAGCAAAACAAACGAACCUAAUUAAGUCGCAAACUGAAAUGUAAUUGUAAUUUUUGAACCCCUCCCCCCAAGUGAGUUAAUCAAUGUUUUUCAAAAAAAAAAAACCUUCUGUUCAA
Messenger RNA from Drosophila serrata, 4924 nucleotides. RefSeq names its product FCH and double SH3 domains nervous wreck (gene nwk). Gene Ontology annotation, biological process: regulation of actin filament polymerization; neuromuscular synaptic transmission. Gene Ontology annotation, molecular function: protein binding. NCBI's taxonomy places the organism in Eukaryota, Metazoa, Arthropoda, Insecta, Diptera, Drosophilidae. Gene Ontology annotation, cellular component: recycling endosome; neuromuscular junction. The record is from RefSeq and is a predicted model, not a curated record.